This is a messenger RNA of Xyrichtys novacula (pearly razorfish), 8092 nucleotides long. The record is from the annotation of a GenBank genome assembly. NCBI's taxonomy places the organism in Eukaryota, Metazoa, Chordata, Actinopteri, Labriformes, Labridae.
UGGACCGGAAGUACGCGUUGCUCUCAGUCACCUUUGUCCAGUUAGCUGUCUUUGAUUAGCCACGUCAUGUAAACUUAGCAGCGCAGCAACUCCAACAGAGAAGCAGCCCCGUGUCCCAAGUGUUUAUUUAUAUUUGUUCGUUUUGUGAAAGGAGCCUUUAUUUCGGGGUAAUAUCUCGACAGACAUCGCAUGGAAAGAUGUCAGAUAUCGGGGACUGGUUCAGAAGCAUCCCGCUCAUCACCCGGAGCUGGUUCGGUGCCUCCAUCGCUGUCCCCUUUAUCGGGAAACUGGGACUAGUGGAUUUCAGGAAUCUGAUGCUGUUCCCGGAGCUGAUUAUAAACAGAUUUCAUGUGAGUAUGAUUGGAUUAUAUUCCCCAGUGUUUGUGGGAGACCAUCAUAAAGGCUGUGGUUGGUGUGUGUGUUGUUUGGGGUUGGUCAGUUAGCAGGUGGCUAACAGGGCUCACUCAGCAGGCCACAACUGCCAGACAGCCAAUGAGAGGCUGAGACGUAGGAGUUUACAACUUCCGGUAGCUGUCAAAGUGUGCUGUAUUGAGCAACACUUGUGCUUACAUUCACCUGCAUGAACACAAAAUCAGCAUUAAAGUGGUAUUUAAACUCCCAAAUGUGGAACAACGGUCAACUGCUUCUUUGGGCGAAACAGAAGCCGUAAUAGUCAGGAGAUGCUUUGGAUUUUCAUGCUGUAAAAUCAAAAAGGUGUUUUAAUUAGGGCCCGACCGAUUUAUCGGCGAGCCGAUUGAAUCGGCUAAUUCAGCCCAUUUGAGACUAAUCGGUAAUCGGCCAAAACUCGCCGAUUUUCGCCGCUUUUUUCAGAAGUAAAAUGCGGAGAAUAAGAUUCAGUUUCACUUCAAAAAUAUUCCGCCAUUUGAAAAGUUCCCCAACUUAUCCUGUAGAUGGUGCAGCGACCUCAUGAUAAUCUUCAUCCACUAACUACCUCACAGCACAGCUAAGUAAUGGAUCUGAAGCAGGCAGCUCAGGGAUGCACAGAGGAGAGUAGUCCGCCUCAAUGGUAAAUAAACCAUUUUGUGAAAUACACAAUAAGUCAACAAGUUUCAGUUCAACCCACUUCACAAUGUUCCCCGCUGUGCUGGUAUCGGUCACGCCGAGUUAACAGUGAAGCACCAUGUAAUAUGCAAGCUAAAGUUAGAGUUAGCCAUCUGCAAUUAGCCUUGCUACACUGUUAGCCGUGCCAGUAACGGUAGAAUAAACAACAGCACACAUUACGUGAUCAAGCUGCUUCUCUUACUGGGGCAGCUGCAUGUCUCCAGAUGAGACCGGACCAGAAAUGAGUAACGUGAGUUAAGAUGCGGAGGCACCGAUCGGCGCGGGGGGGUUAUCAAAAACGCUUUUCUGGUCCGAGUUUGAUCAUUUGGUCUUCCUGUCGGCAUGAAGAGUAGUAGCCUACAGUAUAUCUACAGUAUAUAUAUAUUUUAUAACUUGAUAAAAAAAAAAUUAAAAAUCGGCUGAUAAAUCGGUAAUCAGAUUUUUCCCCCCUUAUAAUUGGUAUCGGCAUUGGCAAAUCCAUAUCGGUCGGGCCCUAGUUUUAAUUCCUACCAGGGGUGUACUGAGACUUUUCCAAUCUAAGAGCAGAUUUUCAGGUGGCAUAGUUACACAAAGAGAAGCAGAGCCGGCCCAAGCCUCAAUGGGACCCCAAGCAAAAAUUUGAUUUUGGGGCCCUCAAUUUCUGCCAAUAAUAUUGAUUUUUGGAUCAUUCACACACCUACAGUAUAACUUUAAUGUCUUUACACAUUUAAGGGGGUGGCCCAGGUAAUAUCUUAAAUAACAUCAAUGCAACCAUACAAAUAAUACCAAUGAAUGAUUGAUGAAUGAUGCUCAGGGUGCCACAUAGGGUUUUUAAUCUUUAAAUGUAACACAUUCAGGAUGCUCAGUGCACAUUGCACAGCAGAGGGCACAUAACAGUAGCAGAACUUUGACAUAUCGGCAAUAAGAAUCAUAGGCCUACAUCAGCAGCAGCACUAAAAUAUUUUUGCUUUAUUUUAUUUUCACAAUAAUAUAUAGUUGAUCAUACAAAAAGCAAAAAAUAAAAAAAUAUAAAAAGUUUUUUGAUUGCUCUUGGGGCCCCCCUACUGGCUGCAGGGCCCUAAGCAGGCGCUUAGUUCGCUUUCAGUAUCAUUAUUCAGAAAGUGACUGUCUAAUAUUGUGUAAAGAUAAUAAAAUCUUGUACAGUUUCACAGCAUAACUGUUACACUAGAGCUUUGACCAUUAAAAGAAUGUUUUUUUUAUAACAACCCCUGAACUUUCACCACCAAAACACUUUUUUUAAAACUUUAAAACUAAACUCCUGUGAGCAGUUUUAGUUUAUGGUUUUGAAAUAGAUUUAAUUAACAGUGAUGCAGCGAUGACCCUCAAAACUCAGCCAUUGAUGAUAAAAUCUACUGUGUUUUAUUCCAUGACUUUGAAUGACUGCAACGAAUGUGAAGAGGGUAGGCGUCUGAAAACACUGCUCACAACAUGCUGAAUAACAGCCUCUCAAUGAUGACAGUUUUUCUAGAAAAUGCAACUUACAAUAUAGCUUCAAAAAAUCAGCACUUACAGAAAGUUCCACUCCGUAGCUCUCAGCUUUUGGUCUCAAAACUCAACUAUACUUAGAUAACAUUUGACACACUUUGGCUUGCGUGACAAUAACAAUUUGUUACUGAUAUCUGCGAUAAACAGAUAAUGUGGUCCCGCAUAGCUUACUGUUUUUCUCUAUUUACUGAAAUGUAUUUGGAUGCCGAGUAACCCCAUAAGAAAUCAAACAGUAACCUUGUGACUGCAUAUCAUCCUUAAGGGAAAAUGAAGAUGAAAACCGUGAUUAAUCGAAUUAUUUCUAAAUGGCAAUGCAGAUCCCACUGGAUUAAAUGCUCCGAAAUGACCCUUAUUGUCACAUUUUCUCAAACUAAUUAAAGUGUUGACGCACAUCCAGUCACAACCUUUGUGUUGGUAGAAGUUAUUGCACUCCGUGUCGUACUUUGUGGUUGUCCUCCCUCAUUUUCCUCCUUGAUAAAAAAGCUACUUCAAACAGGAAAAUCUCAUCACACCUUAGGUCACCUCUUACAUGUUGUACUGAUUCUAAUCUCUGACAUCCUUAAACUAAACCUUUGAAUCUGAAUGCCACUGUUUAAUGUGUAUGGUUUAUUCCAUGAGAGAUCUCACAGGCGUUAAAAGAAGAGCCUUUGGAGUCCAGAUCCACAAACAAACCGAGCUCUGCUAAUGUUUUCACACUGUUUUUAAUUGUGUAUUUUUCCUUUUGUUUGUUUCAGCUAUGGAGACCUGUCACAGCCACCCUGUAUUUCCCCAUAACACCUAACACUGGGUUUCUGUAUAUGGUCAACCUAUAUUUCCUCUACCACUACUCCACACGGCUAGAGACAGGUGAGACCAGCUCCUUUAUCGGCCUGUUUCAGUCCAGAUAGUAAACGUUUGGUGGUUUUUACCCUUUGUUCUUGUGUUGUUUUCCAGGAGCAUUCGAUGGCAAACCUGCAGACUAUGUUUUCAUGCUUUUGUUCAACUGGAUCUGCAUUGUUGUAUCCUUUAAGUGCACAAAAAUAACUUUUCCGUAAGUGUCCAACAUCCUUCAAGAAGUCGUUUCGUACUUGUAAAAAUGUAUCAUGGUUAGCUUGUGUCCCCCUUUAGCUUUGGUUGGAGCUUCAUGCUGCCGUCUGUCUGUCUGUCUGUCUGUCUGUCUGUCUGAACACCCCUUCUCCCCCAACACACACACUCUCACACUCUCACUCUCUCUCUCUCUUCUCUCUUGCCCUCUCUCUCUCUCUCUUUGCAGCACUGUGCCAUGUCAGGGUGGCUCUGUGCCAGUGGCCCAGUGUCAGUCUACCCCUGCAGAGCAGAGAAACCUAAUCUAGGUCACAUGCAGCACCAGUCUAACAGUCUGGGCUGCAUCUCCACACUGUUCUGUGCAUACUUCAGCCCUGACUUUUCAUACAUGUCUAUAUAUUCAACCGUUAGGUCUGUGAGACAGGUCUGGGCAGAUGUCCGACUAUUUCCACGUCUGUUACCCCUGACAAAUAGUGGGAAUGGGUGUAGGAGGUCGUCUGCCUGUCUGAGGAAGAGGAAAGUGGCAGAUUACAGUCAGUUUGUGUGGGGACAUGAUUUGGCAACCUUUCAGUAGCCCACAGUGAUAAUCUUUAAGUUCCAGCUGUGAUUGUAUUGAGCCGUGAGGUUGCUGUCCUUGACUCUGCUGCAGAUAGUUGGAAUGAUGAUGAACAUGCAGGUGAGGAACUUCUCUCUCGCUCACAGUUUUUCCUAGAACAGGAAUUCUUGAAGAGUGAAUAAGCACUGAUUUGAAAUUAUCACUGCGGAUAGACAGUAUGUUGGAGGAUUUUCAUGUUUCAAGCCAACUCAGAUAGGCUUACCUAAAGUAAAAUGAUCUUUGACUAAUUUCUAUUUAGUAUCUUUUUCAAUUUUUCUACAACCUUUACAUGACACUAAAUUAGACAAAUAGAUGUGAUGAUGAUAAUAAUAAUAAUAAUACUAAUAAUAAUAAUAAUUAUUAUUAUAUUAAUAAUGAUCUAUGUAGUACUUAAAAAAAAAGUUAUAAAGUUCUGAGUAGUUAGAAACAGUUGAUAAAUAGAGGACAUAGCAGUCAGCAGCUGUAGUUGUAGAAAUCCGUAUAUCAACAAAAACGGUAAAUAACAAUUAACUAGUUACAUCUUUGUUACUAUCUCAUACAUGUUAAAGUCCUCCUACCAGCUUUUUAAACAGUGAACUUAACCAGACAGUAUUUAGGAGCUUGUCUAAGGCUUUUCACUCCAGGGCGAUAUAAUACUCAAAAUACCAAGACUGCUCCUGAUGUGAGUGGGACUUGAACAAACAUUUGAAUAUUUCCUUUUGAAAACUGAAAACACAGCUGUUCUGGUAUUGCUGUAGACGUUGUUUAACUGGUUUCAUAUUGUUGUUGUUGUUUUUCAGUUGCUGAUGAUCCCUCUGAUCAUGUCAGUGCUCUACGUCUGGGCUCAGUUCAACAAAGACACCAUCGUGUCCUUCUGGUUCGGGACGAGAUUUAAGGUUAAGUUUUAUCCCUUCUAGUCGCAUCUCAUGUAGUAGAAUCUGAUCUAUUCUCCAUGAAGGUGUCUCAUGUUUUACUGUCAUAUUAAAAAGCCUGUAUUUAUGGUAAAGUGAACUGUUCCUGUUCCUCAACACGGGAAUAAUUCAGUCUGAUUAAUGAUGUUCUUCACACUCUGCUCUGAUUUAGGCACACUAUCUACCCUGGGUCAUCCUGGCCUUCAACUUCAUCAUCGGAGGCUCGUAAGUAACUCACUUUGUAUUUGAACUGAAGACACAGUUGAACAGGUGAAUUGUAAGCCCAGUGUAUUUUGAAUGCAGUGUUUCCCCCAGGUUGGGAAUUUACUUGUGGUGGUGGGCUGGGCUGGGCGGUGCCAUGGUGUUAUAUAAGUGCAUUCAAGAUAAUCUAGUCAAACUAAGGUUAUGAACUAUGUGUUAUUUAUUGCACAUACAGGGCUCCAGGCUAACUUGUUUUGCUAAGAGCACAGUAACCCCUAACUAAAGAUUUUAGGAGCGCAAGCAGAAAAUUUAGGGGUGCACACUGUAACUUGACUUGCAAGUCAAAUAAUUCACAUUUCCUCUUAUUUUCACUGUAUUACUGAUAAAUAGAUAAUAAAUGCAGAAAUUACAAUGUGCUGUUCUAUCAUUACACUGACCAAUGAGAAGAUUUUUUUCGCACAUGGCAUUUGUUUACAACUUUAGACUGCUACAGAUUGUUGCUUUGUUAACAAACAAGCCAAAGGAAAAAUGAAAAAAAAAAAAGCUAUUUACGAAGCUGACCGUUUCUGUCUGAGAAGUGUAUCUUUCUUUGUUUUGAAAAAAAGAUCUCUAAUGCCUUUCUGUAUGGAAAGGAUUCAAGGUCAGAUCCAUUUAUACUGAUUCACCGCAUUUGUCUGGAGGAAACCCUGCUGUCUAUGUAUCUGUAUGUUUUUUUUUCUUUUCUUCUAAAUUCUAUUUUCAUCUUCUUGGGUGGGCAACACUGGGGAAACACUGGAAUGUAAUAUCACUGUAUCAAUUAAGAUGACGACUGUUAGGGAAUAGCCUUUAUGCUACACUAGAAAUCUGUGUGUUGCUUUGGUGAUAGUACGGUCUAAGUAUUAUUCCUGAGGUAGUUGAUUAAACUUCCUUGAUUCUUUUUCUUAGGUUUGUAAACGAGCUGACGGGGAACCUGGUGGGUCACCUCUACUUCUUCCUCAUGUUCAAAUAUCCCAUGGACCUGGGCGGACGCUCCUUCCUCUCCACGCCGGAGUUCUUGUGAGUGUCAAAACUUUGCUUUACAUUGGAGUUGUGACUAUUAUCAAAUUUUUCCUUAAAAUUAAGUCUUUUGCUUUUGCACCAAGAUUUAGUGAUGUCGAUGCUACGUAAAAGUCAGACGUAAAAGGCAGUAAAAUAGACAACCUGGCUCAUGACAUGCAAGUUAAGGGCUGCAGAAGCCUUAUGUUGCCUGUUAGGAGCUGUAGCUUAGCUUUGCUCUCUUAAGGUCGAGGUUCAUAUCGGCCAUUGAAAAGCUGAAUCAAUCAGUCAGAGUGGUUAGAAGUCUAGAAAAGUGCUAUAAAAGUGCAGACCAUUUGAAUAUUGUCAUCCAAACUUUUUAAAUACUCAGACUUAAAAAGGACUUCCUGGUUCAGUUUGAGUCAUUUUGAUCCCAUGCUGAUUUUGAAGGAAAUGAAUCUUUUCUUUCAACGUUUCACUUUUUCUCUAAGUAUUAUUUGAGAUGGUCAGUCAAAUGCAGUAACUACAGGAGGAGAAUCUAUUUUAAUCAUGCAUAAACAUGGAAACGUAGCCGGACAGAUCAGAGCAGAUAACCUUAACAAAACAUGGUCACAAAUUUACCAGGACAUCAGAUUUGCUCGAUAGUUUGUCCUCUUCUCUCCUCUGAUCCUCUCCUCCUCUCUACAGGUACCGCUUCUUCCCCAACAGGAGAGGAGGAGUGUCAGGCUUCGGCGUCCCGCCCAGCAGACCAGCAAACUAUCAGGGGGGAGGAGGAGGAGGAGGAGGAGGAGGAGGAGGAGGAGGAGGAUUUGGAGGACGACACGCCUGGGGCCAGGGCAACCGUCUGGGGGGUGAAUGAGAGAAGACAAGAGGAGAGAGCUCCACCCUUAACCCCGCCCCUCUUUGCUCCUGAUCACAACAUGGUUGUGCAGUUAAUGUUUCCGGUUAAAAUUCUUGCUUUUUCACACUAUAAUUUAAACUUGAUCUUACACUUUUUAUUUAGAGUCUACAGUAGGUUGUUAUUCAGAGGAAGCAAACAUUUUAACCAAGACAGCUCUGCACAGCAGGACUCGGACUCUGGCUUCAGCUUCACUAACAGAGUAUGGCCAGCUCCACUAAAAAAAAAAAACACUGGGGAUGUGUUCAUGUGAAGCAGGUAGAAAACAACAAUAAACAGAUUUUUUUAUGCAAUUAUUCACUCUCUCCUCCCGUUUCCUUUCUUGCUUCUGUCCGCCUCUUCUCACCCCGUCUGCCACCUCUCCCACCCUGCCUUCAGACUGUCACAACCAGAGACGUUGCAGCUGCACACCAGCAUGCUGUAGAUUUCAAUUCAUGUGUUCCCGUCUUCUCUCUGUGACGCCAUAUCAGAUUACAUUGUAAUUACAGACGCACCGGGAGUGUGCUCUCGGCCGUUUCUGCUCCAAACAUGGGCAGAGCUGUGCUAGACGGCACCGUUUCUAGGUCUGAAUAAACACGGGUGUAAGAUGUUUUUGUAAGCCUCACAGACCAGACCUUCUGUCUUAAAAUGUGAUCUUAACCAAAAUCAGGUGAUGAUGGGAUUCUGCCCUUUUUUGUAAAUACAACAGUUGUUUAUUGAAAGAAUGCCUGAGUGUGUCUUUAAUGUCUGCUGCGGUUCUUGAAUUACAUGCUGGUGAAACACAAAUUAAAGCGACAGUGUUGAGAAUGAAUAAGAACAGACUUGGAAGAGAUGGAAUAUACUAUUCAUUCAUAUGUUUGUGUGGAGGCUGCCAACUUAAACCUCCAUGUGUCUACACCAUAGACUGUAUACACUAUGGACAACUUGGUUCCGCCUUCCGCCAGUAAACAGAUUUGAAGCCAAAAA